Gastrolobium bilobum is the source of this 733-nucleotide messenger RNA. RefSeq lists its product as uncharacterized. The record is from RefSeq and is a predicted model, not a curated record. The transcript has 4 exons. NCBI's taxonomy places the organism in Eukaryota, Viridiplantae, Streptophyta, Magnoliopsida, Fabales, Fabaceae. Bases 154 to 354 code for a protein of 66 amino acids.
GUGACUGCGUACGCUGUUGUUGUUGGAAGACAAUUUCUCUUGGUCGUGCUCGUCCUCCUCUUGCUGUCGCCAUUCUCUGCGAUCCAAAGCGCAAGACAACCUCAAUCCCUACAGAUCUCGUGUGUCGAUCCACAAUCCCAAGCUGUGGAAGAAAUGAAUUGGAUUCAGCGCAAGAUCCUCCUUUACAAUGUGACUUUUGGGCUUUAUAUGUUGGAUUGGUGGGAGCGUUGUACUUUUAAUACUUUGGUGAUUGUAUUAAUGUGGUUCGUACUACGAUACAUUGCUGAGUUCUUCAAGAGGUCAGGUAUGUUUAGUGAGAAGCUGAUUCUUUCUUUCGGGAAGAUGCCAAUGUAGACCAUCACUUGGGGAUUGAAAUUAGUACCUGCCUGUGUAUUUGGUAUAGCUGACUAGGGAAUAUCUUGUAGCAGUUUGAUAUUGAACUGGCUUGGAAUUUCUUCAAGCUGGCAAACCAAAUUGCAAUUCUAUACACCAUCACGAAUCUUAUUUGAACAUUUCUUUAUUUGUAAGCUUGUAUGGGAUGUUCAUUUUCAUUUUUUGCGUUGUAAUAGUUUGUUGGAAAUGUUCACUACUAUCUGUUCUGAACAGUUGAAAAUCAAAGGUUUCAUUAAAAAGGAAGAGUGUAAUUAAAAUUUGGGGAUUGGAGAAGCUGACCAUAUGGAAUGACUGAAGCUACUGGAAUUCACUGACUCUAUAAAUUUUAGUGUUUUCUGAA